Molecule: messenger RNA, 255 nt
Organism: Kazachstania africana CBS 2517
Lineage: Eukaryota; Fungi; Ascomycota; Saccharomycetes; Saccharomycetales; Saccharomycetaceae
Gene: YOS1
Product: Yos1p
Exons: 3
Coding region: 1-255 (84 amino acids)
Biological process (GO): endoplasmic reticulum to Golgi vesicle-mediated transport
Cellular component (GO): Golgi membrane; COPII-coated ER to Golgi transport vesicle; endoplasmic reticulum membrane
Source: RefSeq, a predicted model, not a curated record
AUGCUUUUUGGAUUAGGAAGACUGUUUUAUGUCAUUCUUUUGUUGAUCAAUGCCGUAGCAGUACUAAGUGAAGAGAGAUUUUUGAGUAGGAUCGGUUUUGGUAAAAACGCAAAUGAGGCCCCUGCUUUUGGGCAGCAAGAAAAUACAACAAAGUCUAAAGUUGUCCAAUUGAUUGGGGCUAUUCAAACUUUAUUGAGAAUUCCACUUAUUGGUAUAAACAUUUUGAUCAUUAUUUAUGAAUUAGUAUUGGGUUAA